UCCGGGAGCAGCGAACGGCCGCGGAGACGACAGCUACUGCUUACGAGAAGAGUACUUCGGAGGAGGAAGAGGAAUUAGGGCAGGCGGGACGCGCAGACGGGACCCUCACCAUGGGUCCUCAGGCCUAGGGCGGCGGAAGCUACCGGCCUGGUGCCAAGCUGGCUGCUACUACGUUUGGAAGCCUCCAUGGCUGAAGACUGGCUGGACUGCCCAGCCCUGGGCCCUGGCUGGAAACGUCGUGAGGUCUAUCGCAAGUCAGGGGUCACCUGUGGACGUUCAGACACCUAUUACCAGAGCCCCACAGGAGACAGGAUCCGAAGCAAAGUUGAGCUGACUCGAUACCUGGGCCCUGCAUGUGACCUCACCCUCUUCGACUUCAAACAAGGCAUCUUGUGCUAUCCAACUCCCAAGGUCCAAUCUGUGGCUGUYCCCAGCAAAAAGCGGAAAAAGCCUGCAAGAUCGGCCAAAACUCGGAAACGUCAGGUUGCACCCCAGAGGACUGAGGUCAGGAAGGAGARAAAGGAGAGGAAAGAGACCCAAGAGGAUGAGACCAAGGGUGAUACUGACACAAUCCCAGCUUCAUUCCCUGCACCUGGGUGCUGUGAGAACUGUGGAAUCAGCUUCUCAGGGGAUGGUUCUGGAAGGCAGCGGCUCAAGACAUUGUGCAAAGACUGCCGAGCACAGAGAAUUGCCUUCAACCGCGAGCAGAGAAUGUUUAAGCGUGUGGGCUGUGGAGACUGUACAGCCUGUCGGGUAACUGAAGACUGUGGGGCCUGCUCCACCUGCCUCCUGCAGCUACCCCAUGAUGUGGCCUCAGGGCUGUUCUGCAAGUGUGAGAGGAGACGCUGCCUCCGGAUUGUGCAGAGGAGCCGAGGGUGUGGAGUGUGCCGGGGCUGUCAGACCCAAGAGGACUGUGGCCAUUGCCGAGUCUGCCUUCGCCCUCCCCGCCCUGGUCUCAGGCGCCAGUGGAGGUGUGUGCAGCGGCGCUGCCUUCGGGGUAAACGUAGAUGCCACAGGGGAGGCCGUGACUCCAAGAUGGCUGCCCGACGACACUCUMGAGCUCAGCCAGUGCCUAUUCUUCCCACACUGCAGCCUCCAGAACCCCCAGAGCCCAUGGAGCUGCACAACAACUCCCCGGUGCCCUCAUCUCCUGCUGAGUUCAUCUAUUACUGUGUAGACGAGGACGAGCUACAGCCCUACACGAACCGCCGGCAGAACCGCAAGUGCGGGGCCUGUGCAGCCUGCCUACGGCGGAUGGACUGUGGCCGCUGCGACUUCUGCUGCGACAAGCCCAAAUUCGGGGGCAGCAACCAGAAGCGCCAGAAGUGUCGUUGGCGCCAAUGCCUGCAGUUUGCCAUGAAGCGGCUGCUGCCCAGUAUUGGGUCAGAGUCCGAGGAGGGGGCAGGAUCACCUCUACUUCACCCUCGUCGAAAGAGACCAGGUUCUGUUCAACGGCCCCACCUGGCCCCCACCCUGAAGCCCCCUUUGGCUACUCGCACAGCCCGACCAGGCCGUGCUCAGCCUCCAAUGAAACAGGAAGCAGGUGCUAGCUUUGUACUACCCCCUCCUGGCACUGACCUUGUGUUUUUACGGGAGGGUGCCAGCAGUCCUGUGCAGGUGCCUGGCCCUGCUACAGCUUCCACAGAAGCCCCAUUGCAGGAAGCCCAGUGCUCUGGCCUGAGUUGGGUUGUGGCCUUACCUCAGGUAAAGCAAGAGAAAGCAGAUACCCAGGAAGAGUGGACAUCGGAUAUAGCUGUCCUGACUUCUCCCACAUUGCAACCUGGCUGCCCUAGCAAGGCAAUAGACCUGUGCCUGCCACCUGUGAAGCAAGAGCCACCUGACCCUGAGGAGGGAAAGGAGGAGAACAAGGAUGGCUGUGUCUCCGAAUCGGCCCCAGAGGAGGAGGUGGCAGGAGGGCCYGGCACGCCCGUGAUCACGGAGAUUUUCAGCCUGGGUGGAACCCGCUUCCGGGACACAGCAGUCUGGUUGCCAAGUCUGCAGGGCAGGCAGUCGGGAAGGGAAGAUGGAUGUAAAGUGUGGGAGACGGAGGACACAUUGGAGCCUAUGAGCACAAGCUGGGACCCACACGGAUUGCCUGGAACCUAUGUCAGUCUCUCAUCACCUCCUGCUUCAGUGAUGUGGGUGUCCUGCAGAAGAAGUUGGUGCCCUUCCUCACAGAGUUAAAUGUGCACCUGGCUCAGGAUUAGAGAAGCUGAAGGAAGAUCUCAGGGAAGGUGUAGCAGCUGCAGACCUGGCUGCAAGCCUCAGGGCUGCCCCACACCAAGGAGGUGAGCCUGCAGAUAAUUGACAGCAUGUGUGAACAGCAACAGCACUUUGGUGCCCCUACACCAGCCUUCCAGCUGUAAACUAUGUUACUGCUUCACUUCUGCCCUCCAGUUAUCAGCCAGAAUGCCUCAUGUGGCCAUCCUAACCAGAAGCGUAUGGGGAAGGGAGUUCUGGGAAGCAGCCAAGAUGAUGCGUUGCAAAGCUAACCUGCUGUGAAUCAGCUCCCAAGGGUCUCACUACUCAACUGAGGAUAACUUGAUAAAACUACAUUGCUGAAAACACAAAACUCAAGACAAAUUCUAUCAAGCCAGAACAAACUUGCUGGUCUUCAGCUAUUUUUGUCAUUCAUUCAGGUAUUAAGAACCUGGCCCAAAGUAGGCACUGUAUUUAAUACUGGGAUACAGAAAUGAGAAAAGAUAUGGUCCAUGCAGUUUUAUUAAAUGCAUCAAUAUAUAUUGCAAGUGGUGAAUGGAUUUCCAAAUUUAUCAUGGAAUUUAAUGCUGAAAAUGUAAAAUUUAAGAAACUAAGGGGAGGCCAACCUUUGGGUGAAGAUUGUUGGGCACCGUAGAAAUUGGAAACAAUUAAGUAACUGUUCUCUAACUGUUCUAUUUUUGAAUUAUUUUUAAGGAGAUUUUUAUUGUCCUCCUUAUAGAUUUAUAUGCUUAGUGUUUCUUUGGGGAGUGACUUGAUGGUGAUAGCAGUGAUUGCCUCAAAGAAACUGGGAUAGUGGAUGGCAGGAUCAAAGUCAGUUCUAUCCAAGGACCCCCAAGAUGCAUCAUUUUCUAGGCCUCACAGGGUGGUUGGUGGCUAAAGGCUGAGGCGCUUUUGCUGCUGAUACUCACAUGGGCCCAGCCCUCCAAUCUCCUCAGGGCGAGGGAGCCUGCCAGCAGUCAGUCCCGCCUUAGGGUGAGACUUACCACAAAUGCCUCCCCCUGGACAGGGCCUGGAGGGAAGCAACUACCCCUUUCRAAGAGGUAAAGGACUAAAAUCGAACUGGAGUUAAAUAACCAGGCUCAUCAGGGUGAGGGUGCUGCACGAUCAACUCAGGAACCAGCGCUGAGACAUCUGAGGGCAGCCGCCUGUCAGCAUCAAUUGGCUUCCCUGUCUGUCGCCUCCAAGAACUCAUCGGGMCCCUCUGGGCUGCACAACCUCGAGGGCACCCAACUGGCAGCCCAAUCUCAGUGGCCUUUCCCAAACCCCGAGAGGAUGGAGGGCACAGCAUUUUCAUUGCCUCACUUCUCUGAGGGUAUAUGGGCUGGGGAGGUUCCCCUCAGACCCACCCCUAYAGGCCAGUCAGUGCCUGGGAGACUUAAAGAUCAAGGAUCCGCCCCCCAGGACGUCUUCCAGUGAAUCCAGUAGACUUCCUAAUUUCUUUCUUUUUUGUUUG
Molecule: messenger RNA, 3673 nt
Organism: Urocitellus parryii (Arctic ground squirrel)
Lineage: Eukaryota; Metazoa; Chordata; Mammalia; Rodentia; Sciuridae
Product: methyl-CpG-binding domain protein 1
Biological process (GO): DNA methylation-dependent constitutive heterochromatin formation; negative regulation of transcription by RNA polymerase II
Cellular component (GO): nucleus
Molecular function (GO): methyl-CpG binding; zinc ion binding
Source: RefSeq, a predicted model, not a curated record